Messenger RNA from Marmota flaviventris (yellow-bellied marmot), 654 nucleotides. RefSeq names its product Fc epsilon receptor Ig (gene Fcer1g). Gene Ontology annotation, molecular function: IgE receptor activity; IgG binding. Gene Ontology annotation, cellular component: Fc-epsilon receptor I complex; external side of plasma membrane; membrane. Gene Ontology annotation, biological process: Fc-gamma receptor signaling pathway; neutrophil chemotaxis; immunoglobulin mediated immune response. The record is from RefSeq and is a predicted model, not a curated record. Lineage: Eukaryota; Metazoa; Chordata; Mammalia; Rodentia; Sciuridae.
UCUGUGGUCAGGGAACUGUUCGCAGAGCACAGCUGCGCAGUGCUGUCAGUGUCUGAUCCCAGCUCUCGGCUCCUCAGCCCCCUGCCCAAGAUGAUUCCAGCAGUGAUCUUGCUCUUACUCCUUUUGGUUGAACAAGCAGAGGCCCUGGGAGAGCCUCAGCUCUGCUAUAUCCUGGACGCCAUCUUGUUCUUAUAUGGUAUUGUCCUCACCCUGCUCUAUUGUCGACUCAAGAUCCAGGUUCGAAAGGCAGCUAUAGCCAACUAUGAGAAAUCAGAUGGUGUUUACACGGGCCUGAGCACCCGGAACCAGGAGACAUAUGAGACUCUGAAGUAUGAGAAACCACCCCAAUAGCUUUAGAUAUCCUUGGUCACAUCUUUCUGUGGCUUUCAGUUCACCUCCCAGCCCUUAUGGUCAGCAUUGUAUAUGCCUCCACACUCUUAAUGCCAACUGACCUUAUCCCUAUAAUGAUGCCAGGCCUCAUGUUAAUGUACACCAGGGAUUUCUCCUCCCACUUAAAGACUUAUGCUCAGAUGCUCUUCAAUGUGUUUAUUUUCUAGUCUCACUCCCUUGCCCAACCAUUCUUCCCUCCCCCCCUCCCCAACUCUUGUUAAACAAUGGGAAGGGAGAUCCUUAAUAAAGCUGCCACAGACUGUA